AUGCGUCGGCCUACGAAGUAUUACAGUCUUACCAGGCCGAAACUCAGGCAAUCAUGGAACAAGUACAACUUGUUUAAUAUUGCCCGUGCGACCGGCCGUGAGCCACCAGUCAAGGGCCGAGCGACAUUCUUCCAGCAGAAGUGGGCAGCCAAGUCGAAAACCCGAGGUUACCACGGCGAGCAUGUUUCCGAGAAGAAGUGGGUGCGACUAUUUUCACGACGACUUCAAUCCGCCGUCGACCUUCCCCCCGAGUACCUUGCCGCCAACGAUGGUGCUGAGCAAGCCGCUGGUCGUGGUUCGGGCUUGUCGACAUCCAAAGUGACCGCCGAGUCUUACUCUAAAGUGCCUGGACCCAGCUCUGCAGCCCGCCCUCCUUCUCAUCCGGCUCAGCGAAGUCGUGGCUUCGGUGAUGUCAACGAGAUGUUGUCUGAGCAUUUCCAGAACAUGACACCCUAUAUGCAAAUGACCUUUGCACCUCUGGAGCGAAGACUGGACACAGCCGUGUUCCGUGCCAUGUUCGCCAGCAGUGUACGACAGGCUCGUCAGUUUAUCAUUCACGGUGCUGUUAAGGUCAACGGCAAGAAGAUGGUUCACCCGUCAUACGCAUUGAACCCCGGUGACAUGUUCCAAGUUGAGGUUGAGAAGGUUUUGUACGGAACUGGCGAGCAGAAGAAGCCUGGUGCUGUAACGGAGGAUCGCACGAAGGAGCAGCUCGACCAGCAAGAGGAGGCUGUCAGACAACAAGGUCUUAAGAAGCGUUCAAAGAUUCUGGAUGCUGUGGCUGCUAAGGAAGGAGAAGAGGCUGAGUCUGCCGAAGCGAAGCUUGGAAAAGGAUCGCGUAAGGGUGUUGAGCGCGAGGUGCAAAUGCAUCGCAUCAAGAACCUUCGUCUAACAGCCCGAGAAAUUCUAAAGGGCGAUAUGAGACAGCUAUCGGCUAAGCAGAAGAAGGAUCUGCGAUUGUUCCGAGACACUGCCCAGCGUCUUCUCUCUCUCCGCCCGGACCGCGAGCUCGAUGCACGGGAGCUCCUUGAGCAAGUCCAAGCUCAAAUCAAUAAGCUUGACACCGUGGAAGCUUUCCGCAAGGCCGACCCAGCCCCUGCUGAGGCAUCGGCCGAGACAGAGACUUCGGCUGACGACAAGGCCACGAAAAAGAAGGAGGCACAGGCCAAGAAGUCGGAAUUCAGGAAAAAGGUCCUUGAGGAGGGUCUUGAAAGCCUCACAACUAAGGAGGAGAGGGAUCGGGCCAUGAACAUUCUGGCUACUGAGAACCUGACCAACGAGGAAAUCCGCAAACUGGUCUUCAUCCUCAAGAACGACGCCGAGAACCCUAUCGACCACUCGAAACCCUACGUUACUCCCUGGCGCCCUCGCCCAUUCAUGUCCGCCUUUGCUUUCAUCCCUCGCUACCUCGAAGUCAACCCCAACAUCUGCGCUGCAGUCUAUCUCCGCCACCCUGUGGCACGAAAGGGAAUGGCCGAGGUUCCUACACCUUUCAGUUACUUGACCAACCAAUUGGCUCAUAACUGGUACUUGGGACGAGGUUAA
Molecule: messenger RNA, 1545 nt
Organism: Fusarium coffeatum
Lineage: Eukaryota; Fungi; Ascomycota; Sordariomycetes; Hypocreales; Nectriaceae
Exons: 3
Coding region: 1-1545 (514 amino acids)
Biological process (GO): positive regulation of translational fidelity
Cellular component (GO): mitochondrial small ribosomal subunit
Molecular function (GO): structural constituent of ribosome; rRNA binding
Source: RefSeq, a predicted model, not a curated record